Molecule: messenger RNA, 3309 nt
Organism: Paralichthys olivaceus (Japanese flounder)
Lineage: Eukaryota; Metazoa; Chordata; Actinopteri; Pleuronectiformes; Paralichthyidae
Source: RefSeq, a predicted model, not a curated record
CUCAGCCUCUGUCAGAGCAAAGCUUCAGCUGAAACAUGAGUGGACGAGUGGGAGACUUGAGCCCGGGACAGGCGGUAAUCUUAACAGAGUUUCGUGGGAGGAUCCAGGACAUCCUCCCCAACCUGCCUGCACAGCACGACCACUACCUCCUCCGCUGGCUCAGAGGGCCUGGAACCCUAGGUUGGAAACCACUGGACUAAACUGUGGUUGAAAGCAGCUUGGGUAGCUGCAGCAGUGAAAUGCUGCUGAAGCUUCGAUGACUCAGGACUAACGAUCAGAGAUCAGUUGAACCCGUAGUUUCAAUGUUGUGAAAGCUGAAGCCAUGAUCAGAAAGCAUGUGGAGUUCAGGAGGCAGAUGAAAGUAGACACCAUCAUCUCGGACUGGAAGCCUCCAGAGGUGAUUGAGAAGUAUGCGUCCGGAGGUAUGUGUGGUUAUGACAGAGAGGGGAGCCCCAUCUGGUACGAUGUGAUUGGUCCUCUGGAUCCCAAAGGUCUGCUGCAGUCAGCCACCAAACAGGACUUGCUGAAGACCAAGAUCAGACACACGGAGAUGCUGCGACAAGAGUGUCAGAGGCAGUCGGAGAAGUUGGGGAGGAACAUUGAAGCCAUCACUCUGAUCCACGACUGUGAAGGCCUGGGACUGAAACACAUAUGGAAACCUGCUGUUGAGACAUAUGGAGAGAUCCUCACCAUGUUUGAGGAGAACUAUCCAGAGGGUCUGAAAAGGGUCCUUCUUAUCAAAGCUCCUAAAUUGUUUCCCAUGGCCUACAACCUGAUCAAGCACUUCCUCUGUGAGGAAACAAGGAACAAGAUCAUCGUUUUAGGAAGUAACUGGCAAGAGGUUUUACGUAAACAUAUUGACCCAGAGCAGCUUCCUGUGGUGUAUGGAGGAACCCUGACUGAUCCCGAUGGAGACCCCAGCUGCAGAACCAUGAUCAAGUACGGUGGUACAGUGCCCAGGUCCUACUAUGUUCAGGACAUGGUGAAGGUUCAGUACGACAAUAGCGUGACCAUCAGCCGCGGCUCUGUCUUCCAGCUGGAGUGUGCUGUCACUGCACCCAGCAGCCGCCUGAGGUGUCAGUUUGCCAGUGAAGGAGCAGAUAUCGGGUUCGGAGUUUACAGACAGACCAAAGACGGCGGCGGUCAGAAAGUAGCUGAGAUGCUGCAGGUGCUGCCCAGUGAACGCUACAAUGCACAUCUGGUCCCUGAAGACAGCUGGCUCACCUGCCCUGAGCCUGGAGUCUACGUGCUGUGCUUUGAUAACAGCUACAGCAUCCUUCAGUCUAAGAGGGUGAGCUACAAAGUCGAGGUUCUUCCUCCUCCUCUGGACGGACAGAUGCAGAAUCCUCACAGCAGAGGAGACGGGAGGCUGCAGUGAUCGAGUCCUCACGUGAAAAUCACAGAUCCCUGAUCAGUGCUCCUGCCUCUGGGAUGGAUUAACCCUCUUUCGGGUAAACUGGACAAAAAAUGACCAGUGGACUAGUAACCUCUCUACCCCCCCAACCCCCCCAGUUCAUUGUGUAUGUAUUAGUUUGUAAUUAGAGUUACUUGAUUAAAGAGUAUCUGAACAGCAGGAAAAGCUAAUUUCACUUGUGACCAAACCGAGCAUCACUGAUCUGUGUUUGGUUGUGUGGCAGUCUUUACAUGACCAGGCUCUAGUUAUGUGGGGAAAUGAAAACCUGCACAUAUCGUACAUUCAGCAGAUCACUAGGUGGAUUUCACUCGUAACCCCAAACAUGACGUCCAUAUUCUAAUGGUUGAAGUCUUGUUGCGUCUGAGCAAAAAAGCGUUGAACAGCUACAACGGGUCAAUUGUUCAGUGGUGAAAACUGACUUCAACAGGAGAAAUGGAUCUGGGGAAAUCAAGUUUCUAAAAUCCCCCAGCCAGAUUACACAAACCAGGCUUUUGUUUACAGGAAGUCACUUAAAGGUGCUGCUAUAUGUAGGUUUUUGCUGUCGCUAUAGCCAAUAUUAGCAUUAAUGAAUAGCUGUUUACUUACUGGUAAUUCACAGUAAUCUGAGCUCACCAUCACACUUCAUUCCUUAACUCACUGAAUCACUAACGCACAUUUUAUUUCUGCUUCUAUGACUUCUGUCUGUUACAAUGUUUUAUAUUCGUGUAAACACAACAAUACCUGAAGCUCCUGGCAAGUGACCACAGGCUCCGAGAAAUCGACUGUAAGCUGGUUGUUAGAGGGUAUGCAAACAGACUGGGUGAUGUCACGGUGCACUGACGCACUCUGCCUCACCACAGCCAGCUGAGAGGACAAACCACAGGAGACUGGCCUUAACAAAAAGUUUCACCUUUUGUUAUGUCGCUAUUUAAACACAUGUAUUUCAGAGCAUGUAAACAGGAGCUCAACUGAAAUAAUAAAGGCUUUAAGAUUUUUAUUUUUACAUUUUAACUCAGGGUGUGAUUUGUUGGUGCAGAUCACCAAACAAAUUUGCAUUUACAAUUUUAUCUUACACAUAUUCAUACUGAGUUCACCCAAAACCAAUGCACUUCAAACACAUCUUACAGUCACAACUCUGACAACUAUUGGGAUAAAUACAUGUAUCACAAAUCUUUGAAGUAGCUUUUUUUAUCCACCUAUCCAGAUUUUAUUACAAUAAAAAGAACCACACACCCUAAUGAAUAUGGAUGAAUAUUUUUCUACCUUACAGCAUAGUAUGAAUCUGAAAUUCUGCAUAAUGCUUCAAGCUUUGUUUUCCUCCCCCCAGCCAUACAAUAAAAAACAAAUGUUAGAGAUAAAUAUACAGAAUGUAUAUGUAGAUGUCUGUCUAACUGACUUUUUAAUUUACUGUCUUAAACAUUUUUGUUUUAGUGUUGAAUAUACAAACAAGUGUACGUACAAAGAGAUUUGGUGGUGGUUGAGUUAAAGUCACAAAACUCUCUUUUCAGCUUCUUUGAGAGCUGCUGUGUUUCCUGUGUGGGGUGAACAUUUAGAAAAAGUGAGGACAGUACUGAGACAUGUGUCCUGUAAAAAUGUUUUUAAUCACACAGCAGUUUUGCUUUGAAGGUAAUCAAGAUUCAAAGAUUUUGAGAGACCUUGAUUCCUCCAGCAUUUCAACCCAGAAAGUGUUUAGUAAAGAAGAAUGCAUAGUGUGUUGUUCCAGACACUCAACUCAAGUGUUUGAAUUGUGUGUUUCAAAGAAGCGAACCCACUAAACACAUGCGCACUGAAGUAACAUGUAUGUACUGUUGUAAUGUGUUGAAAUGAAGGAUCUUAGUCCAUAAUAAGUAUGUCAAACAAAUAAAUUUUUGUAAACUGGUUACAUUUAGCUUGCAUGGGAAUGUUACUCAUAAUAA